Meloidogyne enterolobii is the source of this 1515-nucleotide messenger RNA. The record is from the annotation of a GenBank genome assembly. NCBI's taxonomy places the organism in Eukaryota, Metazoa, Nematoda, Chromadorea, Rhabditida, Meloidogynidae.
AUGUCAACGACAACUGAAGAAAUUCAAUCUUCUUCCGCUCAAAAACGAAAAGCUGAAGAUUCUCCUGAUUUAUCUCCUAAUUCAAACAAAAAACAAAUUGAAGAAUCUGAUAUUGUGCCAAAAACUCCAGAAGAAUUAGAUUCUUUGUUAAUUCCAAUAGAUUAUGCACGUCAACUUCUUUCCACACCAAAAGAAAGGUUGCCGUUAAAAAAGCUUCGAUUAAUUUUUGUUGGCUGUUGGAUGCGUUAUCAGGCAGUUAGGGAUAGAUCGAAGAAUCCUCUAACAAGUUUCUUCAUUGAUAAAGUUAUUCACGUAAAUCGUGAUGGAUUGCGAUUCAAAAAUACUCGCGAAAACAGCUAUAGAAGCAUUAUAAAGCUAAAGGAAUGUGUAAAUCCAUUAGACGAUGCUGCUUUCAAACUUUGGUUAGAUGAUUUGAGUAGCUGGAAUAUUCCUGUCCCUUCCGUCCAUGAAUUAAAAACUAAAAAAGAAGAAAUUGAAAGAGCAAUUGAGGAGUAUAAAUCGGACAACCUAAACAAUUCAAAUGAAGCAUUAGAGGCUGCUAAUUGUGAAAAGGAGGCUGAAACAAGAAUUGAAAUAAAAAAUGAAAGUGUUUCUCAAAUAAAUUCUUCUCUUCAACCUGAUGAUGGGAAACAGACAGAAACAAAUGUUUUGAAUGAAAAUACUGCUAAUUCUACUCUACAAUCAACUUCUGAAGAACAAGAACUUCCUAAUGGUUUAACAAAAGAAGAUAUUGCUAAAAUGGUAGUUACAAUGGACGAUCUAAUCCGUUUACUCGAUUAUGGCAAAGAUGUGUUUGAACGUGCAAUUUCGCAAGGCAGAGGAAGAUUAAUAAUUUAUUUGGAUCAAAUUAUUGGUGUUAAUUGGAUGGGAAAGCCGUAUUUGGUUUACGAAAAGCCAAUGACUUUAAGUCUCAGAUUUCGCCACUUUAGGGAUGAAAAAUUGAAGCUGUUACCUUUUAGAGAUCGUAACACCUUAAUUGAUCAAAAAGCAAUAGACCAAUGGCUAUACGAUACAGUUGAAUGGGAAGAAGAAUUUCCUACAAAAGAAUUUAUUGAACAAAAAUGCGAAGAACUCAAAAAUGUUUUUGCCGAACCACCAAAGGGACCGCCUAUUGAUUUAAUGAAAAUGGUUGAUGGUGACAACUCGGCAAGACAAUUAAGGAAGAUUAUGGCUUGGCAAAGAGAACAACAGGAUGUUAAUCGCCCCAGACAUUCAUCAUACAAUCCUCCUCACAAUCAUUAUUCUUCAUAUUCUGGGCCGUACAAUCAACCUCCUUAUUCAAUGCAAGGACCACAUCGUUAUCCACAACCUUUGAAUCAGGCAUAUCCGCCAAGGCCGUCUUAUGGUAUUCCUCCAUUGGCUCAUAAUUAUAAUCAACCUAAUUAUCAUCAAUAUGGCCAUCCACCAAUGAACCGUCCUUAUUAUCCAAAUUCAAACCAAUAUCCAGCUUAUCCAAGACAACCCACAUAUGGACAGCGACAAUAUUAUUGGUGA